Tachysurus fulvidraco (yellow catfish) is the source of this 2102-nucleotide messenger RNA. RefSeq names its product protein-L-isoaspartate O-methyltransferase domain-containing protein 2. Gene Ontology annotation, molecular function: protein-L-isoaspartate (D-aspartate) O-methyltransferase activity. The record is from RefSeq and is a predicted model, not a curated record. Gene Ontology annotation, biological process: protein modification process. The transcript has 6 exons. Lineage: Eukaryota; Metazoa; Chordata; Actinopteri; Siluriformes; Bagridae. Gene Ontology annotation, cellular component: cytoplasm. Bases 265 to 1449 code for a protein of 394 amino acids.
ACGCUCGUGUCCGUGUGACGUCAGCACGUCACGUCAGCUGUUUUGUGUUUACAUCAGUUCGUUUUUUUUUUCUCUGCUAGAGUCAAGUUCAGCGCUGUAGUUUUACUGUAGUUACUUAAACAUUUCCCAACGCAAUGUGGAAACGCAGUGUUUAUGCGAUCGAUCGGCAAAACCUUGAGUGAAACGGUUGUCGAUUCCGCUCUCGCACGACUGUGCUUAGGCCUCUGUCCACUCUGACCUCGGAUACACAGUCUGAUCUUCACUAUGGGUGGUGCUGUGAGUGCUGGAGAGGACAAUGAUGAAUUGAUUGACAACCUGAAGGAGGCACACUAUAUUCGUUCAGAUUUGGUAGAGAGAGCUUUCCGGGCCAUUGACCGUGCAGAUUACUAUUUGGAGGAGUAUAGGGACAGUGCCUACAAAGACCUGGCCUGGAGGCAUGGCAACCUCCACCUGUCUGCCCCCUGCAUCUAUUCAGAAGUGAUGGAGGCACUGGAGCUGCAUCGUGGCCUUUCUUUCCUCAACCUAGGCAGUGGAACAGGUUACCUCAGCAGCAUGGUGGGCCUCAUUCUGGGUCCAUUCGGUGUGAAUCACGGUGUUGAACUGCAUGCAGAUGUAGUGGAGUAUGCCUACCAGAAACUCGAAUACUUUAUCAAAACCAGUGACAGCUUUGACAGGUUUGAAUUCUGUGAACCAUCAUUCGUGGUGGGGAACUGUCUGGAGAUUCCUCCUGAGAGCCGUCAGUAUGACAGAGUGUAUUGUGGGGCUGGAGUGCAGAAAGAAUACGAGAACUACAUGAAGAACCUACUGAAGGUUGGAGGGAUUUUAGUGCUGCCACUGGAGGAGAAGUUGACCAAGAUUACACGCAUGGGUCAGAACUCCUGGGAGACAAAGAAAAUCAUAGCUGUCACUUUUGCUCCUCUGGUACAGCCCAAACAAAGCAUUAAUGGGAGAUGCAAGACUGUGCCACUGCCGAUCUUUGAGGUGCGAACACUGCAGGAUUUGGCACGUAUCUCCAUCCGCCAUACCCUUCGCCAGCCUAUGGACCUGACAGAGAGCCGUUCCAAAAGGCGAGUAUCAUUUCCUGGCGCACGAGCCAUUCACCGCUACGGGCCACGUUUUGAACGCCGCCGUUUCUGUCGCCGCUUCUACCGCCAAUGCAUCAGCUCCACCAUCCUGCAGGAGUCUAUGAUGCCGAUGGCCACAGAUGACUGCAGCUACCCAGGAGGAGUGGAAGAAGAGGAAGAGGAGGAAGCUGAGGAGGAAAGGAAUUGCAACCAAACAGGGGAAGACCUGCAGGAAGAGGAUGAGGAGGAGGAGAGUGCAGCUGGUGAAGAAGAGGAGAGGGUUAAGCGAGCUGAGGCAUCGGUCAAUGUUCUAAGACAGAGGAUCCUGGGACUGCCCUUGCCUGAACCACUCAAGAUGUAUCUCUUAUAUUAUCGUGAGAAAUGAGUUAAAGAAUGUUAGUGGCAAUGGGCUAAAGCGAAUUUUAAAGGACCAACUAAAGGAGGCCACCCAUAAUUAAAUCAUUACCUGUUUCAAAGUGAGAUGCAAAAUAGCUGCAUUUUGGAUACAUUAAGAACUCAUAUGGGGUUUCUGCAGUUCCUUCUAACCACACUUGUUUGAGCAAUUUUUUGCAUCUCAUCUGUGAUUUCUGUCUGAUUUUAGAAACCCCAGCCCCAUUUUGCAGUGAACAAACACCUGUACAUCAUCUUCAAUAGACUGGUGGACUACUUCAGCAAGAUUAAUGUGAUGCUAUGACAUGACUGACAGUAGCAGCAUUUUUGGAUGUUUGCUGAGAUUGGUGUGUUGGAUUAAAAUCAUUGUAAUUUUUUUCUAUAGGUUUAUGAAAGCUGUUGUCUAUUGUUCAACUGCUUUCUUUGUUACAGUCUCACUUAUCAUAAGGUACUAAAUUCCAUUUGCAUGUAUUAAUGCUACGGCACACCUGCAUUUUGUUGUGAUGUGCUUCAACACUGUAUGCUGUGCAAGUCAGUCUAUGCUUUGGGGGGUUAGGGGGGCAGCUUUGCCCCAGUCAUUGCAAUGUCACUUUAAAACAAUUGGUCAGAUGUGAACAUUAUGUACAAAUUAAAUUAUAUUUUAUGCCC